UUAGCUGACAUGGCAAAACCUGGUCACUCCAAAUUUCCUUCACAGCCCACCAGAAUUGAACAAGAUCAAAAUCAAAACGCCCAACCACGCUUUAUCAGAACCCGACCCCCACCGGCUCCAGCGAUCGAUUUCGUUCUACCUCUACUUUCCUGCAAUUACGAAGGGAGUAGGAUCCAGGGAAAGGGGAAUAAAAAAACCAACACAAAAAAGGGUGUUGACACACCAAACACCUCAAGAAACAGCCAGUACGGUGUAUAAAUCCUAGAACUAGAAAGGACGAGCCGAGAAAUUGACUCAUUCCAGUUGAAGAGAAAGAUUGCUUCAAUCAUUGGAAACUGCAUUCUGCAUGAGAUGGACAAUGACGAUGACUUCACAUUUUGUCAGCCAAGUUUGGUUAGCUUGCCAGUCGACCAAGGAGGUCAUCAGACAAAGCUUGUGUCAGACAUUGGUGGUCUCAGGAUAGAAGACAAAUUCUCAAAUGGCAGUGAUAGUAGUCAGAAUAGUGGUCUUCUGUGGAAUGAGAAAAUGCCAAAUAAUACCACCUUUAAGAAGCAGGGCACAGUUGGUUCUUUGUCUUUCAAUGUUAUUGAUACGUCCUCUCCGAAACAGUCGACUGAAUUGUCAAGACCAGUAGCUUCAGGAGAUGUUCAAGAUUCGGUCAACAAAGGUCAGGAACAGAUUGUUGCAAGGAAGCCAGCACCUCGAGCAAAGGUUCCUUUUGAGAAAGGAUAUAGCCAAAUGGACUGGCUUAAGCUUACUCGAACGCAUCCUGACCUUGCAGGACUAAAGGGGCAGUCAAAUAAGAGGCUUAUUUCUAUGAAUGAGGUUAAACAACAUCAGAAAGAAGGUUCCAUGUGGACUGUUUUAAAGGGUCGUGUGUACAAUAUAUCUCCAUACAUGAGAUUUCAUCCCGGAGGUGUUGAUAUACUGAUGAAGGCAGUGGGAAAGGACUGUACAUCAUUAUUUAAUAAAUACCAUGCUUGGGUGAAUGCUGAAUUUUUACUAGAGAAGUGCCUCGUGGGUACUUUAGAUGAUAGUCGGUCAAUAAUGGAGUAACUAAGAAGUGACUCUAGGCCUCAUUCAUUUUCUUACCAGCAGAUUGGCACAGAAAUGCCUUCUCAUUUAAGGUGUGAGAUGAGAUCUAUGUCACAGUAACAAUGACACCCCUUUUUGUGGUAGGGGUAACUUUAUCAUACCAUUUGGAAAAAAUCGUACUUCUUCCUGUAUUUAUCUACAAUGCUUUUAAUGGAAUCUCCAUUAUAUAGCAUUAUACUGCUGUAAUAAUGAUUUAGAAAUUGUCUAACGUGCCCAUGGAAUUAUUUGUUGCUACUGGGAUGGGGAAUAGGAUCCUCUCCAUUUCAAGGAUCUCCGUUUCCCUUGAAAUGGAGAGAAUCGCCGUUUUAUGGUUAUGAUUUUA
Messenger RNA from Alnus glutinosa, 1417 nucleotides. RefSeq names its product cytochrome b5 domain-containing protein RLF. The record is from RefSeq and is a predicted model, not a curated record. Gene Ontology annotation, molecular function: heme binding. The transcript is spliced from 7 exons. NCBI's taxonomy places the organism in Eukaryota, Viridiplantae, Streptophyta, Magnoliopsida, Fagales, Betulaceae. The coding region runs from base 352 to 1056 and encodes 234 amino acids.